AUGGACGAACACUCGACCAACCUGGUCAUUAUCCUGCAGUCGAAACUGGCCAACACGAGCAUGGGUUUCAAGGAAGCAUUGGAAAUCAGGACAGAGAGUGUCCACGCAACAAAGAAGAGACAGGAUCACCUGCUGCAAUCAAGCCAGGUCCAAACAGGAGCAAUCGGACCAGGACAAGGGCAAGGGCAAGGACAGGGACAUUCUCCAAAGGCACAAUCUCAAUCGCUGGCGUUACCUCCAUCAAGCAUAUUAUCGCCACUCAGAAACACUACCAGGUCGCCUAUAGGACUCGUACCCACCACGCCGACACCUUCUCAGCUUCCCAACCCAUACAGCAACCACAGCAAUAUACCCCAGAAUGGCCGAUCGUCGCCUUAUAUGCAACAGCAAUCGUCAGUACCAUCACACCAGCAGCAAUAUUCAAAUGGCUCCUCGGAUAUCGAUCCGUACAGCAGCAGCAGUGUUCACAGGAGAAAGGGAGGAAGGUCGGAAGAGUUUCAUGGGCAAUACGAUGACGACAAUGAGUCUGCCGGUCCGGCGUCAAUGCUCUUCCAACAGCAGCAACAGCAACAACAUGCCGAACAAUACGUUCAAAACCGCUCCACAGCAAUUGAAGCCGUGGAAUCGACACUUCAGGAACUGGGAGGCAUUUUUCAACAACUGGCACAGAUGGUCGCUGAACAGCGGGACACGGUACAAAGGAUCGAAGCGAACUCAGAAGACAUUGAGCUCAAUAUCAACGAGGCGCAGAACCAGCUGCUGAGAUACUACCGCAACAUUUCCUCUGAUCGAUGGUUGAUGAUUAAGAUAUUCUUGACCAUCAUCUUUGUCUUCCUCGUCAUGUCCCUUGUAGGGUAG
Linnemannia hyalina is the source of this 858-nucleotide messenger RNA. The record is from the annotation of a GenBank genome assembly. Lineage: Eukaryota; Fungi; Mortierellomycota; Mortierellomycetes; Mortierellales; Mortierellaceae.